This is a messenger RNA of Capra hircus (goat), 4524 nucleotides long. It is a transcript of the gene NNT, whose product is annotated as nicotinamide nucleotide transhydrogenase. NCBI's taxonomy places the organism in Eukaryota, Metazoa, Chordata, Mammalia, Artiodactyla, Bovidae. Gene Ontology annotation, molecular function: NAD binding; NADP binding. The transcript has 22 exons. Gene Ontology annotation, cellular component: mitochondrial inner membrane. The record is from RefSeq and is a predicted model, not a curated record. Gene Ontology annotation, biological process: proton transmembrane transport; NADPH regeneration. The coding region runs from base 180 to 3440 and encodes 1086 amino acids.
ACGUGGUCUCCGCAGCAACGGGGUUGGGGCUGUUCUUCCGGGUUGCUGGAGCCGCGGGGCUGGAGCCUGGGUCUGCCAGCGCGACGUCCGCUCGCGGCCCGCGGACGCCUGGUCUCCCCGCCAAGUGAUUUACCUUGAAGGAAAUUGGGGAUCCAGAAAAUCGGGAACUUCCUGUGAACAUGGCGAACUUACUGAAAACAGUGGUGACUGGCUGUUCAUGCCCUUUCCUCAGCAAUUUGGGGUCCUGUAAGGUUCUACCAGGGAAGAAGAAUUUUUUACGAACAUUUCAUACUCAUCGGAUUCUGUGGUGUAAAGCCCCUGUAAAACCAGGAAUUCCAUAUAAGCAACUAACUGUUGGGGUCCCCAAAGAGAUUUUCCAAAAUGAGAAGCGAGUGGCGUUGUCUCCUGCAGGCGUUCAGGCCUUGGUCAAGCAGGGGUUUAAUGUUGUUGUGGAAUCUGGCGCAGGUGAAGCUUCCAAGUUCUCAGAUGAUCACUACAGAGCAGCAGGUGCCCAGAUCCAAGGGGCGAAGGAAGUGCUGGCUUCUGAUUUGGUGGUCAAAGUGCGAGCCCCUAUGCUUAACCCAACAUUAGGUAUUCAUGAAGCUGAUCUUUUAAAGACAUCGGGUACACUGAUCAGUUUUAUUUACCCAGCCCAAAAUCCAGACUUGCUAAAUAAAUUGUCCAAAAGGAAUACGACAGUUCUGGCAAUGGACCAGGUUCCAAGAGUCACAAUUGCUCAGGGAUACGAUGCGCUAAGCUCCAUGGCCAACAUUGCUGGUUACAAGGCGGUUGUACUAGCAGCAAAUCAUUUUGGACGGUUUUUUACUGGUCAGAUCACAGCUGCUGGAAAAGUUCCUCCAGCUAAGAUUCUGAUAGUUGGUGGUGGUGUUGCUGGGCUGGCUUCUGCAGGUGCAGCCAAGUCCAUGGGUGCCAUUGUUAGGGGAUUUGAUACAAGGGCCGCAGCUUUGGAGCAGUUUAAGUCUUUGGGUGCUGAGCCCUUGGAGGUGGAUUUGAAGGAAUCUGGUGAGGGACAAGGAGGAUACGCAAAGGAGAUGUCCAAAGAGUUCAUUGAGGCCGAAAUGAAGCUCUUUGCUCAACAGUGUAAGGAGGUGGACAUCCUUAUCAGCACAGCGCUUAUUCCAGGUAAAAAAGCUCCCAUUUUGUUUAAUAAAGAAAUGAUCGAGUCCAUGAAGGAAGGUUCAGUUGUUGUGGAUUUAGCUGCUGAGGCUGGCGGAAACUUUGAAACCACCAAGCCAGGAGAACUUUAUGUUCAUAAGGGAAUUACUCACAUAGGCUACACAGACCUUCCCAGCCGAAUGGCCACUCAGGCCAGCACCCUGUAUUCCAACAACAUCACCAAGCUUCUGAAGGCUAUCAGCCCGGACAAAGAUAAUUUUUACUUUGAAGUGAAAGAUGACUUUGACUUUGGUACAAUGGGUCACGUCAUUAGAGGAACUGUAGUGAUGAAGGAUGGCCAAGUGAUUUUCCCUGCUCCCACACCGAAAAAUAUUCCUCAAGGUGCCCCAGUAAAACAGAAGACAGUGGCAGAGCUGGAGGCUGAAAAAGCAGCUACUAUCACGCCCUUUAGGAAGACGAUGACAUCGGCUUCUGUCUAUACAGCAGGUCUCACUGGGAUACUAGGUUUGGGCAUCGCGGCUCCCAAUUUAGCCUUUUCCCAGAUGGUGACCACUUUCGGCUUGGCUGGCAUUGUGGGCUAUCAUACUGUCUGGGGGGUGACUCCUGCUCUCCACUCACCGCUGAUGUCUGUGACUAAUGCAAUCUCAGGGUUGACUGCAGUCGGUGGGUUGGUGCUGAUGGGAGGACACUUGUAUCCUUCCACAACUUCUCAGGGCCUUGCUGCUCUUGCUACGUUCAUAUCCUCAGUCAACAUUGCAGGUGGCUUUCUGGUGACUCAGAGAAUGCUGGACAUGUUCAAGCGUCCCACUGACCCUCCAGAGUAUAAUUACCUGUAUCUGCUCCCUGCUGGUACCUUUGUUGGAGGAUAUUUAGCCUCCCUCUACAGUGGUUAUAACAUUGAACAGAUUAUGUACCUGGGCUCUGGCCUUUGCUGCGUUGGUGCCCUGGCCGGGCUUUCCACCCAGGGGACUGCACGUCUUGGCAAUGCUCUGGGCAUGAUUGGGGUGGCUGGAGGCCUGGCAGCCACCCUCGGAGGCCUAAAACCGUGUCCAGAAUUGUUAGCGCAGAUGUCUGGAGCAAUGGCUUUGGGCGGUACCAUUGGAUUGACAAUUGCGAAACGCAUCCAGAUUUCUGAUUUACCUCAGUUGGUUGCUGCUUUCCACAGUUUAGUGGGACUGGCAGCUGUGCUUACAUGCAUAGCUGAGUACAUCAUAGAGUAUCCACAUUUCGCUACGGAUGCGGCAGCCAAUCUUACCAAGAUCGUGGCCUACCUCGGUACUUACAUCGGUGGGGUCACCUUCAGUGGGUCUUUGGUUGCCUAUGGAAAAUUGCAGGGAAUCCUGAAGUCCGCCCCUCUCCUGCUCCCUGGGAGGCACCUCCUCAACGCAGGCCUGCUGGCUGCCAGCGUGGGUGGGAUCAUCCCCUUCAUGAUGGACCCCAGCUUCACCACUGGCAUCACCUGUUUGGGCUCUGUGUCAGCCCUCUCUGCUGUCAUGGGUGUGACUUUGACGGCUGCCAUUGGGGGUGCUGACAUGCCCGUGGUCAUCACUGUGCUGAACAGCUACUCAGGCUGGGCCCUGUGUGCAGAGGGCUUCCUGCUCAACAACAAUCUGCUGACCAUUGUGGGCGCGCUUAUUGGCUCCUCGGGCGCUAUCCUGUCCUACAUCAUGUGUGUGGCAAUGAAUCGCUCCCUGGCUAAUGUGAUUCUUGGAGGCUAUGGUACCACUUCAACAGCUGGUGGAAAACCCAUGGAAAUUUCUGGCACGCAUACAGAAAUCAACCUUGACAAUGCAAUUGACAUGAUUCGAGAAGCUAAUAGCAUUAUUAUUACUCCAGGCUACGGCCUCUGUGCAGCCAAAGCUCAGUACCCCAUUGCUGAUUUGGUGAAGAUGCUCUCUGAACAAGGCAAAAAAGUCAGGUUUGGAAUUCACCCAGUUGCAGGCCGGAUGCCUGGUCAGCUUAAUGUGCUGCUGGCUGAGGCUGGGGUGCCAUAUGAUAUUGUGUUGGAAAUGGACGAGAUCAAUCAUGAUUUCCCAGACACUGAUUUGGUCCUUGUAAUUGGAGCUAAUGACACUGUUAAUUCAGCGGCUCAGGAAGACCCCAACUCCAUCAUCGCAGGCAUGCCAGUCCUUGAAGUCUGGAAAUCAAAGCAGGUCAUUGUUAUGAAGAGGUCGCUAGGUGUUGGCUAUGCUGCAGUGGACAAUCCAAUCUUCUACAAACCUAACACAGCCAUGCUUCUAGGCGAUGCCAAGAAGACGUGUGAUGCUCUGCAGGCGAAAGUUAGAGAAUCCUAUCAGAAGUAAAAUAUAAAAAUCAAACCACCUCUUCACUUGUGGGAACAGGCAAAUAAAUUAUUGACAUAUACAGCUGAUACACAUCUGUAGCAAAACUCUUGGAAGAAAAGGAAGACUCUGAAGAAACAAAGCAAAUAAACGGAAAAUUUUCAAGAGCCGCGAUCCAUCAAUUUUAAAAAAGGAUUGAUAAUUCUAAAUGUCUUUCUGUGCAUAUUUUUUUGUUAUGAAUUCCAAAAGUAUUUUACAAAAGGAGAAAAAAAGUCUCAUUUUAGGUAUAAUCCAUUCAGAUUUUCCUCAAUAGUCAGCAUUAUUUUAAGAAAUUAAGUCUAUGAUUUUUGGGACUUACAUUAUACAUGGAUUUGAAAAAAUCUGACACAGUGUAAACAUUACAGCCACCUGCAUUUAUUUUUUUUUUUUUACAAAAUGUGACUAAUUUGAAACUUUUUAUCAACUCUUGAGCUAUCUUCUUAACCAUUUAACCAUAAUCUGAGUUAAGCAUAUCAAAUUGGUUUCAGUUUUUCACACUGUAUUUUAAAGUCUGUAUUCAAGGGUAUAUUUUCUCACUUCUAUUUUAAUACAUUAAAGGACUAGAUAAUCUUUCAGAGAUGCUGGAAGCAAAUCAUUUGCUUUGUAUGUUUCAUUAGAACACCAAUGAAACAUGUAACUUGAAAUCAGUAUUAGCUGUAUUUUUUAAACCCAUUUCCAAUUGGAGAUCUCUUUUAAUUUCAGUUUAUAUGUGUAGUACUGUAUUAAGUGCACUUGAAUGAAAUUCUACUAUUUGCCUAAUAAAAUGAGUUCAUCAUGUUUGCAUAGUGAUGUAGCAGUUGUCUCUGGUGACUAAAGGCUAAAAUCAAAUAAUUCUGCCUGUUGUUAACAUCUGAGGAAGGAAUUGCUGUCAUGAAAUAGAUGAGAUUAACUUGUUUUACCUGUUUGGAAGAAUGACUUUUUCCCUAAAUCAUUGUGUAUUUGAAGGUGUUAUGUAAAUGAUAACGUUUGAGAGAAAUGGUGGCAUUUUUCUAGCUACCUCUUUGUUUAAGCACCAGUAAAGAUUCUGCCUUUUUGGCACCAGUAAAGAUUGUCCUUUUGCAGUAAA